Messenger RNA from Anopheles merus, 13948 nucleotides. RefSeq names its product protein boule. The transcript has 7 exons. The coding region runs from base 1868 to 2428 and encodes 186 amino acids. The record is from RefSeq and is a predicted model, not a curated record. Lineage: Eukaryota; Metazoa; Arthropoda; Insecta; Diptera; Culicidae. Gene Ontology annotation, molecular function: RNA binding.
GAUCAGAGUGCAGCCGAGAGUGAGUGACACAGAAAAACGGAUACACACACACACGCGCGCACAGGGAGUUUCGAGAAAUUUUCCACUCUCUCUCUCUCCCCGAGUUUUGGUUGGGCACACGCGAUGGGCGAGAGUGGGAGUUUUCGCCGUCACUUCCGUGCUAACGUUCUUCGGGAAAGCGUGUGUGUGCGCGACACUGUUAGGGCCAUCAUCUUUCUCACCCAAGUGCUGCUGACCCACAGAAGCUCGAUCCGCCGCAUCCUAGUAACCCUGUGCUCUGUGGUGGUGUAGUAGUGUGUCAAUACGUGCGGUUGUGUGUAUGUGUCUGUUUGUCAGUGUCAUCAGUGCUGUGCGUACAAAUCUCAAGUAAAAGCUCAAAACAGAAACACCUCUCACCUCUUUGCUUCUCCGCGUUUCUGGGUGCGUGUUAGUGCAAUUGUGUUUCACACUGUGACCACAGAACCUCCGGAGAAACAACCCCCGGUGCAGAAGAAAAAGUGACACACCGUGACAACCCUGUGCAAGAGUGUUUUAGUUGGUUGUUUGGUGCCGUUACACUGUGCGGGGAUCGAAGAAGACGAACGACGCAAAGAAAAGGAGAUCGAGCGCCAACUACAACCACACACACACACACACGCCACUACUUCCGGUUUGCUUGCCAUCGCCGAGUCCCUGUGUCUCCCUUUCGCACGGCACAUUGUGUGCCUCCUCCUUUCUCUGUGUGUGUAGCUUUUCGAAUAAACUCCGGAACGUAUAAAUAUAAAAAGCGAGCCUUUUUGUGUCCCUUGUCGGUUGCAUAGGAAGCUCACUAGCAGCGGCUAAAAAGGCUCUAACUCUUUGACGUAGUCGGAAAGGAGAUAGCGGUGUGACCUCUCUCUAGGCGCAGAGCAAACAUUUUGGUGUGGUGCAAAUUGAAAUUAACGGCUUCGCAAAGUUGCGACAAAAUAACAACGACGACGACGAGCUCAGAGAACACGCAGAAAAAUAUAAAAAACGCACACACACACGACUGCAAAUCCUCGAGAGCAAACAGGAAGCAAAGAACGGCACUAAAACGCUCUAAGGACGAACGCUCUCGACGACGACGGCUGUUUGUUGUGUUUUUGCUUUGCAGGUGAAUGUAUAUUGUUGUUUGUUGUUUGUAUCCACCCUCCAGAGAGCAGCAAAAGCAAGUCUAGCAAGACAAAGGUGGUGUGACAAGGUGAAACCUUCCAGGAAGUGUACCGGAAAGCACGAGAUUGUCCUGCGGAAGUUCCAGAUUCGAGCCAUAAAUCAGGGCCAACUGUUGUUGUUGGUUGGUUAAGGAGAAGGAGAGAAAAAGCACGAAAUAGUAAGGGAAGCCGUUGGAAUGAAUCAAAUUCGUGUGCUGUAAAAAUAAAAGCAGUUGUUAAGCAGUCGUGUCCCGGUGACUUGUACAACAAGAAGAGGGAAGCGUUCUUCAGUAGUCCAUUUGUGGCAAAGCAAAGCCCGCCAAAAGAAGGAGUUCCAUGUGCUGCAUUAAAACCACUGAGCACACUUAAGCUAGCCGGAGCAGCAAAAAGCCUUUCUACUACUUUCUUCGAGUAAGCUUUUAGCUCCUACAAAUAAUUAUAGAAAGCGGGAUUUAGCGAUCCACACACACACACAUCCAUCUAAAUCAAGCGCACGCACGCACGAAUCCACAAACACAUCGAGAGAACAAGGAUAAAGUGCGCCACAACCUUUCCGUCUCUUAGCUCUCGAACCCGGUUCGUUUCUGGUUGUGGGUUCGCCCAACGGCAUCCACCACCAACCUACCCUCCCACCCCGGGCAUCAGGCUUCUUCAGCGUGCAAGGUAAAAUCCCCCCCGGCCUCACGACGGAUCCGUACCCGGCAGCACUGCACAAAAUGUCCAUACCGACCCCGGCUGGGCAGCUUGACGGGGCGGCCCUGGCGGCCCCCAAGUACGGGACGCUCAUACCGAACCGGGUGUUUGUCGGUGGAAUCAGUGGCGAUACGACGGAAGCCGAGCUGUGCCGUCUAUUUUCAUCGUACGGUAACGUCAAGUCGACCAAAAUCAUCGUGGACCGGGCCGGCGUCAGCAAAGGGUACGGUUUCGUGACGUUCGAGACGGAGCACGAGGCACAGAAGCUACAGAACGAUUGUGAUUGCAUUGUGCUGCGGGACCGCAAGCUAAACAUUGCGCCGGCCAUCAAGAAGCAGACCCUGUGCGCCACGAACGGUGCCGUGUACUAUGCUGCCACCCCGCCAACGCCAGCCAUCAACAAUAUACCGAUCGAGCAGUUCGCCACAGUCUACCCGCCCGGUGUGCCAACCAUGUAUCCUCCCACGUUGCCGUAUCAGCCGUUCUACCAGUACUACAGUGUGCCAAUGGUCCCCAAUGCUUUCCCCCCACAGAACGUUCCCACCAUCUGGCCUCAAAACUAUCAAGGAAUCUACCCGUGCUAAGCGACAGCUGCGGUGUGCGCGUACGUGGACGACAAUGAAGCAUAUAUAGAGUAAAGAAAUGAUAUAAGACUAUAAAGCGCGAACAGUUGACAGGUGAGAUCAAGUCUCAUCAUGCUAACCAUGCAACGGAAUAGCGGUGCCGCAGUAGGAAGCGGACAGGCAGCGCAGCAGCAGUAGCAGCAGCAGCAACAACAGCAACGACAACAGCAGUACCAGAAGAUCGCGAACAAAACAAAUCUUAUUUAUUAUCAGUCAGUCACAUUUAUACCGACUGCGUGGAGGUUGUAGCGCAAACCAGAAUCAGAAGAAUAUUACAAUCGAUGUAUAAACAGUAUAACUAGAAUCGGCAGACGGUUAAUGGAACCAUAGGAUAGGAGAGCGUGCUAUGAAGCCGCAGUACGAUAAGCACGAACAGUGGAACUAUGAGCGGAACGCUGAAGUACUCCGCAACAAAACAACGUGUGGUCAAUCGAACGGUGAAGCAAUAACGUUACAAACGCGUGGACAAAAAUCGGUGAGCUUAUGAGUUUGUUCUUCUGUACUUAUAGCGCAGUGCGCAUGUAGGAUGGAACCGUUUGUUGUUUUGUUCCGUUUUUUUUUUGGUAGCAGGAUACGGGCAGAUACACUUCUGGCCCCUGUCGCAGAGUAUUAUGUCGUACGAAACAAGAACGCAGCGUACUAUCAAAACCCGAAUGCGUAAUAAGCAAGGUGGCGUUAAAAGCUAGUCUUUCUACCAUGACGCGCGCUGUGUCAUGCAGCGGAUACUUAGCGAAUUGCAUUCAGCAGUGUAAGGAGCGUCAAUUUAAGCGUGCGAUCUGUCGCUGGGAGGUACGUGUGUCAUAGGGUAUCUCAUGUACGUAAACAUCGCAUGGUAUAAUCCUCAUCCGGAAGGGAAAACACAAGUCAACAAUGCUGUCUUUGCCAAACACACACUCGCACACGUUAAUGGUCCCAACAGCCGUCCCCAAAGUCGCCGACGUUGAUGGUGUGAAUGCGGAUGAUGAUGAUGUGUGGAAAAGUUUCGAUAUCAAUUCUCCUGUACACGGCGAACGCUGCACGUUCUUCGUCCCACGGGUGCAAGCGAAAGAUACUGUGACACCGAAAUGACUCGUCGAUGGAGUUGUGACUAAAGAUCUAGGGAGAAGGGGAAAAGGAGCCGUCGAUGCGCUGUCUCAUUAUACGUUAAUAUCGUCAGGGACGUAAGACGCAUACACACAUGCACGAAAGCAAUGGUUUAGAGAAGAAAAAGGAUCAGGCUGUGAAGAGAAAGGAGAGAUUUCUACCGGUUAGGAUAAUAGCAGGGCCUCGUGACCGUGAGUAAGCGAAAUGCAAAGGAUGUUGAACAUCCCGCUCCUGCUCGCGCUCUAUCGUUAGCAUCCCCCAAGAGUGUGAAUACAAAAAAAGCAACGGUAUUCGAGAAAAGGAAAACAAUAUGAUCCAACUAGAACCUAUAGGAUCAAGCAAAAAAAAGGGGCAAGGCUUUGCGCUUCCAUUUACAUCAAAAACUCAUCGCGGCACAACUCCACCGUUGGAGCGGGCGAAGGAAUGUAGCGUAGCAGCAGCGCACAGACACAUAUUCCAUCACGAUUUACUGCGCUCACAUCUCACCGAAUCGAAGUAAUUCAAACCGUCAGGGCAAAAAGUUACAUUCAGACAAGUCAACAAAGGAAAGCAGAAAAAAGUAAACCAGGAGCGGCGUACAGCAUUAACAUAGAAACACACAUUUUCCUCGGCGCACAAAAGAAGGCAUCGAGUAAUAGGUAAGCAAAGGAUAAUAUGCCUCUCUAGUCAUCUAAAGAGCGCAAAAGGAAGUGAAGGUAACACGGUGGUGUACGUUGCUUUCUGCGUUGGGUACGGCGGAAAAGUUGUAUCCACACCAACCGGAUAUGUAUACAUUCAGGCAGGGACAAACAGAGAGGAACGGUAGGGUGUGAUGCGCAAGUAAAACAAAAGCGAAACGAACUCGCUGUCUCUUACUCUCUCUCUCUCUCCCUUGACACGACGGAAGCUGUACAGGUUGAAGCGCUCACCGAAAUAUAUACGCAAGCAGGCGGCAGAAAGAUAGCAAUCCCCUUUGCAUUUUCCGGCUUGUAGCUGCAAGUCGCGAGGGAAUUUGCCCGCACCGAAGAAGAAAGGGUCCUCCUAUGCAUUUGUGUGAACAUUUUUUCUGGAUGUUCCGACUGUUGGGUGCAUCGUGGUAAGGGCAGAAGUAAAGUACUACCCGCUAGUCCAUCUAAUUUUGGAGCGUACCUCCCACGUGGUACAUUGCUGUUUAUCUUUGGGUGUGUUGCGUGUUUGCGCUCCUUCCUUUGUGGUGUUGUGGAGAUUGUUCGAUGCCAAAAAUCAAAACAAAACAAAAACUUCUCCGGAAAUAUCUUUGGCUCUAAGGCUUUGCGUACAGCAGGGAAAUUGAACGAACUUUAGUUCCUGCGCAAAAGUGAAUAUAGAAACUUUAUGUGUUGCGCGACCCGCGCUUACUGUUGGUAGACUUGGACGCUUUUGCAGGAGGACGAGCGUAAGAUGUGAGAAUAUACUGAGAUUCUACGCACAGGAGUGUUUGAUUCACGGAUCCUAACACCUAGGGCGAUAAUAAGAUUUACAUGAGUGAGAGUAGAAACUGCAUCAUUGCAAUAUUUGCUUUAGCUCGUACCCGGUUUUACGUGCGCCGCGCCCCCAUGUGGUCCGAAUGUGAUAUUCCGAUAACCGAGCAGAGGAAGAAGCACGUGCGAUAAUAUACAUAUACUACGUGGUGGUGGUUCCCCAUUCACCAUUGGUGGGUGUGUGAGCGUGUGUACGCUAGGUACGCAGCAGCCCCAGUUACUUAUACUGUGCACCGUUGAUUUCUUACCUUGUGCCAGCGACGUGGUCAAUAAUGAUGUCUUUUUAAGCCGGUUAGAACAAUGGCAAAGUAAUAUUAGCAGAAAGAUGGGGGAUAAACUCAAAUGUAUCAGCUUUUAUCCGUUUUGCAUUACCUUCUUCUUGAUGUGUGUAUGCGUAAAAAGGCGCGUUAGCACAAUGUAAUAUCAAAACUACACAAAGAUGAUUUUACCGUAACCUAUCACAAAUAGCAAUAGUCGCAGAACGACAAACUUUCACACAAAACUAAUGUGCGCUGUACGGCGCCCUUUUUAUAGUAAAGAGAAACCUCCAAUAACUCAAUAACCUACCUAGCGAGUGUAGUGCAGACGCGAAACUCAAGCCCCAUUAUUAGUAUUGCAUUCAAUAAGCUGAAGAAAAAAACACAAAGAAGACCGAUAUGUUGUGAGCCUAAAGCGCAUGUUGUUACAUUUGGUGCUAGCAUUUUGGACGCUAUUUUGCAUGAAAAAGAAAAACACAGCCACGCAAAAUGAGCUUCCGGCGUCACAUGCCGCGCGCAUCGGAAAGUGAUUGGCGAAAGCGAUCAUCCAUCAAGCCGAUCGGACCCAUAAGGCGCCCUUCCACGGAGAUGCCCAUUAGGCUGUCUUGCACGUUCUUGUUCCGCCGUGCUGCCUCUCUCUGUGUGUGUAACGGGCUGGGCAACUUUUUUGUGUGAGGUUUCUUUUUAAAGCUGUUUCCCGUGUGUGAGCCCGGGGGAGGGAAAACCCGGUCAAUGAUUGAUGAGACUUAUUACAUCGAAUUCGGAAACUGUCGGCGCUUGAUUUGAUAUGUGUAGCGCAUAUGCACGCCCAUAUACGCGGCACCAGGUGGCUGGAAUAUUAGCAAUUAAAUAGUGACACAAUUCUAACGGCACAGCUACUUAAAGGGUGGAAGCUGGUGGUGCCUAACGACGCCUUGCCGUAGAUGGUUUAUAGUUUCAAUUCAGGAUCUCUUAGACACCACCGGCCAACGGUGUACUAUAGCAGAGGAAGGCGUUUAGGAUGCUAAUUCCCUUUUCCCGUUCGUUAGCCGCGCAUCUUGCCUGACGUGUACUUUCUUGCCACCUCAGUUCGAUGAGUCGAGAUUGCCGAAAGCCCCCAAUAGUGUUUAGCUGAACUCUACUUGUUUGCUGCUGUGUGGUGGUGGUAACGUUACAUUCGUUCCACCCACGCAGCAUCCUUCCUCAUCCCCCGUAGCAGCAGCAGUCGUCUUUCGUUCAGUUUCUGCUAGCCACCCCGCUAUGAGAGGGUAUGGUAUGAGUUGAAGCUUUUUUUGAUGUCGAAUUGCCGUAGUGAUUCUGCCCGAUUUUGACGCCGAAUCGGGGGGAUGGAGGUAAGUGAAGGAUUAGCCUGUUGCCAGAGCUUAGGUGCAGCUGCGGUAAUGUGUGCGUGUGUGCAACCGGUGGCGCAAUAUUUCUGCCGUUCUGGACGCGGCGGACCUACUUAAGUAAGACAAAUGACACUCUCAAGCAAAGCAAUUGUAGCGAAUUAUAGCGGUAAGGUGCGCGUAGCAAAUGGGUCUGGAAGACUACCGGGCUACCUCGGGUGAGCGAAGAUGCGGUAAAAAGAGUGUGGUGAGGGGUCACACCUCACACCAAAUAGUGCUUGUGUGUAAUGAUUCUCUGCUGCCAUGCCACACGCUGAUAAUCAGGUUUCAUCAGUUUAAAAUCAGUUUAGUUUAGUUUAGUCACUUUGUUAUCGAUGGUUGCGAUCGAACCUCCUCCCGACGACCCCCCUUCGUUGAAUAAUCAUUAAAGCGCGGUGCAUUGUAGCACCAUUUGUUAACUCGUUUGUCCCAAAGACAAUGUUGAAAAUCGAUGCGAAUUAAGGUCGCGUUAAUGCGAACGUUAGAUUUGCGCCAAUGUCAAACCGUUAUCUCCUGCUGCUAAAUGUUUUCUGUUUUAGUUGUUGUGGCGGUGAAUAUUUUGUUGUUUUUCUGUUUUUUUUCCGUUGAUCUUCCUCGUCCUUGCUUUGAUUUCACCCAUCAGAGUGUGUGAAUGCCACCGAACCGCCGUGGUGUACACCAUGUGGUUUAGUAAUUCGAAAGGUAUGCCAAGCACACUCGCACAAGCAAUUGUUGAGCAUUUUUUUAAUUUUCACGCUGACGAAACAUUGCUAGUUUUUGUGUGGGUUGUGGGGUAAAAGUGUGGUAAUUGAUCAGUUGGGAAAGCAAAGCAUCACCACAAGAUGGAUGCAAUGUUCGGCUCACAACAACUAAUAUGCGAUAAUGAGACUGCGUCAAACGUGGUAAAAAAAUAGCACGAAAGACACAAUGCGGAGUUGGUAAAUGUAACAACAACAAAGAAGAGAAGUAAACAAGCGAAACAGGCGGCAAAGUUAUGCGGCGAACGCAGAUAACUCUUUAUUAUUUUAAGAGCAAAACCUAAACGGGAAAUAAAACUAUUGAAAGGAGGAUAAGAGUGCAUAGAGGGAAUGAAGCAACUGGAAAAGCAAACAUAACCUAACAAUCUAGUAAAUAAAAACAUACUGUAGCGAACAGAUAUAACAACACAAUCUAAACUCUUAGCGGUAGGACACACAAAGAAAGUGCAACACAUUAGAGCAAACUUUCAGCGAGAGAAGAAAAAAAACGGAUACGAGACAAAUAAAAAUACAAAUAGAAAUGCAAUAUAAGCAGCAGUAAAACCAAUUUAAUUACAUCCUUAACAAUCGCGUUAAUUGGCGAAGGUGAAAAGGAAAAGUUCUUUCACAAUUACUAGAGACAGAAAGAACAUAGUGCUCUAACCAAAUGGCGUCUAAACAUCAAUAGUAGAAACAAAAAAAACUGCAAAAAGAUUGCGAUAAAACGGAAGAAACAAAUAUUAAAGCGUACCGAUAGCACACAACAUCACAUCGAAAAAGAAAAAAAAAAGUAGCCAACAAAAAAACCGUAGCAAAACCAAAACAAAGCACCUUAAUAGAAAAGCAUGAUGCAAAUGAUGCAAACAGAUUGCAAAAAAAAACACGUAACGUCAACGCCAUCAUGCAAGCAGCAGAUGGAGCCAUUCCCCGCCUGAUGCAAGCUCAUACACCAUAGUGUGUUUGACACCAUGUGAUUGAGCUGGAUGUGAUCACAACUACACGUACAGAACAAAAUCGAUUGAAACAGCUAACGUACACUAAAUGAAACUAAUAAACCAUGAAACCACCUCCAUCAAUCGCACACAGUACAGAUCACGUCAAAAUUUCACACACACACACACAGUACAGUACAUGAAAAUGCCACACGAAAGGCGCACACGCGUUGUGCGUAGUGCACAGUUGAGAAAAUGUAUAUCAAAGGUUUCAAAACAUGCAAAAGUGCGCGAAAUGUUUUGAUAUGAAAUUUAUUGUUAUUGUUGACACAGAGCAAAGGUGUGUGUGUGUAUGUGUGCGUGUGUGUAUGUGUGUUGAUGUGAUAGAGAAAGGGUUAGAGAAAUGCUAGAUAAACAAGAAGAAUCCGGAAGAAUAAAAGCCAACCUAGGUUCCAUGGGAAAGAUGAUCUCCAACACAUCACAUAAAGCAAAAGGACAGGAAAAGCAAAGAUCUUGACUGCAGGGAAGGAUGGUCGGUUAUAAUUAAUUGUUGAACUAAGAUCGCUCAAUAUUUCUUCACACACACACACGCGCGCGCGCGCGCGCGUACAGGCACACACACACGGACACUCUUGGAGGUUGUUGAUUAGUGCAUUGUUAGGAAGAAGCGGUUCGUGUGUUAUUAUUUCAUUUUUUAAAACGGUGAAAUUAAACGUACGCAAACACACAUGAAUUGCAAAAAGGAUCUCGCCGGAAUUCAUAGCGAGCGAUUCGCGAUAAUAGGGGUUGGAAAACAGAGUAAUAAAGAAAAUGGGCGCGCUCAGCAAGAGAGAGAGAGAGAGAAAACAAACAACAACAACGCAAACAAUGCAAAACGAUUGGAAAAUCCAAAAGUAAUAUUUGUGAUAUAUUUGCCAAAACCAAAUGCAAAACAAAACUGAUAAAAGAAAGCAGCACAGCAAAAGAAGUAAUCAUUGUUUAGUGGACGUGCUCCUCCUAUACCCGGCGAACCGAACCCCGCCCGGGCGGUAUUGUUGUCAACUAGGUUAGGUUUGUUGAAAAGACCCCUUUUUGCUGUGUGCGGUGCAAAAUUUUGUGGAUACUUUUUCUUUGUUCCGUUUUUUUGUUGUUGUUUUUUGGAUAACAAAAUACGAUGGGAAAUGAAAUUCUUUUCCCAGUACGAUUGAUGCUCUCUUUGUCUAGUACAUAUUGGCAAAUCAGAUGGCUUCCAUUAGAGACACGGUGAUUGUUUGUAACUGAAGUGUUAGGGACAUCGUUUUUUUUUUCGUCAAAUAUGAUCAUCAAAGUUCAAGGAUCAUCAGAACCUCUGAUCAAACUCUCUCAUUCAUUCGCCAUUUUCAUGCACGCUUUAGUGGCAAACGAGUUUAGGCAACUUGUAGAGAGCUAUCGGUAGAAGUAUCUGUGCUUUGUUUGCAGCUUAUUCAUGGCCAUGGGAAACUGUUCGGAAUUGAACAUGAUAUCGAUAUUGAACAUGAUAUAGCAAACAGUUUGUGUACUUUAAUUGCACCUCAACUUUACAUAUGUUGGCCAUCAUGUAUCAUCUGUCUGCGCGCUUAGCAGUAAAUUGCUUGGUUCCUAAUUUGUUGCUUAUUUGCUUAUUGUCAUACAUUCAUAAAGUCAACGAUUUAACGGGUUCGUUUGGUUAAGCAAAUUGCAAUCGUUACCAUGAUUAAAACGUCUCUGCUUACUUACUAUUUGAUGCGAACGCUUCUUCUCUCUUGCCAAUCGUAUCACCACGAACACACAUCGGACGAACUGUUGUUGCUUCAUCUCAUUUUACCAAUGAUCAGUGACGAUAGAGGGAUUAGAAGAAGAAAAACAGAGAACGAAAAAGGAAGGAACCCCAUACAGAAACGUAUAAAAUCAUCCAUGUUAUAGUAGAUCAUCCAUCAGCUACAAUGCAUGGUCGUUGUUUGUGAGCCGAUUCUAGCCGGCAGACGAAAAGAUAUAACUCUUAAUUGCCCUAAAUCUAAUCUAGUGGAUCGCUGAUGGUGGCGGUUGGCGGAACGAAAAAGGACAUUUUAAAACGAAUAUAUAAUGUGCUCUAGUACGAAAACCUAAACAUGUAAGAAACCUAAGUAAACAAAUAAACAAAAGAAAAAGAAACUACACACAUACACAUUAAUAAUAUUAUCUCUAUUGAGAUAUAAAAGCAUACAUUAUUUAUUUAAAAACAAAACGGCUAGCGGUAGAUCAACGGCGCGGACAAAAGGAAGGAAGAGAUAAAGAAUAGCAGAGCGAACAAAACAAAAAAAAACAUGACGAGAAAACAAGAAAAAAGAGACAAUGUGCACGCGCAGAGAUGACAUAAUAUUGAAAUGGAAAAUCUAGCCAGACGAGAACGUGAAAAGAAUGAACUAAAGUCUAAUUUAUUUAUAUAUAAUAUACUAUAUACAGAUAAACGUAAGCAAUAAAAAACAAAAGUAGAGAAACUGAUAAGUCAACCCGACAAUGGCAAAGUAAAACUGAAAACGAAAUUUAAACCAUAAAUUAGUCGAAACGGUGUGAAGCACGGUGGCAAGCGUAAAACAGAACAGAACAGAAAAAUAACACAGAAAAACGUGUGAGAUGCAUUAUGAAAAGAGUAUAAUAAUCGAUAUAUACCAACACUUAUAUAUAUAUACAUUAAAUAUAUACAAAGUAAACGAACCCUAGAGUGUAAGGUACUAGUGAACAACACAAAAACAAAGAAAACACAAAAUGAAAGCACAUUUUAUUCCCCAUCAUUGGGAGGGGGAGAAAAAAAACACAUUCAUUACGUCAAUCUCCAUACCUCCUCAUACGGACACAUUUCACGUCACAUGAAAACACUCUUAACCAAACCACUCCCUUAGAUGGUUAGAAAUGUAAGGAAAGACACUGGAGGAAGUAAAGGAAUAAACAACUGAAAAUGCAUAAAACUCACUCAAUCUUACCAUACAACUGACACUGACAGAGACAGAGAGAGAGAGACACGUUAUCUAAUACAUCAUGUAUCGGCAGGAUGCCAACGGAAACGAUGAUAUUUUUUAAAAAUAUUAUACCUAUACACAUGCCGCGAUGGAGAAGAAAGCAUGGAAGCAGAUACUGUAACGACAAAUGAAUUGGUUUGGUUAGGAAAGGCCAACGGUUAGACAAUGAUAUGAGUGUUUGUAUGUAUAUGUGUGUGCGUUUAAGAGAGUGUGCACCGCUGGGACAACACCACCGUAGUGAAACGUCGGUAGAAACACACACACAUACGCAUUAUUGAAUAGUAAAAUUGGAAAGACGGUAGGGAUUGGGAUGCCAAUGGCUAUGAUGAAGUGAGAGUAAUAAAAUAAUUAGGAAAAUGAAAUAAUUUAUACAAUAAACAAUCCGAUAGCAACGCGGUGAAACAUUUGGAGUGAAAUCUAAAACAGUAGAAAUUGAAGGAAAUAAAAAGAAGGAGAAAAAAACAUAUAUGAUAUAUACAAAAUAACGAAUAGUAAGAAAAAAGAGAAGAAACAAAAACGAAAAAAUAAAAAAAUAAACACAAACACACACAACCCUUAACAAACUCUCUUGUAGAUGGUGCAAAACUAAAGCAAACAAAACAGACAGCCACACACCAUUCUCUUAUACAGAACAUAAACACAUGCAUAUAGUAAUAUAAUACAGAAGAACCCUGAGAACACAAACACAAACAUUAUGAAGAAACAACCUAACGGAUGAAAUAUAUUCAAACUGUCGGUGAUAUUUUUAGAUUAUAGAUAAUACGAAAGAAAGUGAAGAGAGUCUGUCAAAGGCGACAAAGACGGGCACGGUAAUAGUGGAUGGAAGUGAGCAAAAGUGAACCGGUAUAACACAUAAUAAUAUUAAAGUAAUUGAUAGCAAGUAAUAAAAUAAAUGAAAAUGAAAAGGUGAAGAAGCAAAUGGAACGAAUGACAAAAAAAAAAGAAAACCCCUCCUCCUACUAAUUAUACAACACAAACACAGAUGCACACACUUACACAAAAAAACACAUGGAAGGAAAAAUUGUGAAAUGAAUAAUUGAAAAGAAAAUGAAGUGGACUCGAAGAAGACGAAAAUAGUUGUAAAAAAACAUCUAAACAAGUUGUUUUUUUUUAUUUUCUUCUGAUUGCUUCGAGAAAAUCAGCGAAAACAAAGGCAUAUAACUGUUCCUAUCGUUUGAACUUGGAGACGUGUUUCCCUUUUGAUUGGUUUGGCAACAUAAAAACGCAAACAGGGCAGUACUAAUCUGAGGUACUACUAUUGUACGGUAUGCAAUAUUGUUCAUUUUUGGUUUGCAGCUCUUUUCGUAAAACAACUCGAGCGUCGUUAUUGUUUUCUCUUCUAUUUUUCUCUUCCUUUUGUUUGUAUCUCUUUUAAUCAGUCGUGAGAAUCUUGGUAGAGUGAGAAUAAUGGAGUUCAUCAUUUUUUUGUCGCUUCAAAACGUUAAGUUAAAUUAAUUGCACGUACAUAUGCUUUCUAUUUUGUUAUUUCAUUUUAAUCACCCAAAAAACAAGAGCGAGCUCAGCUCUGCAAAUUUUAUCAACCAAUGGACAAUAAUGAAGGGCAAAAGCAAAGGAAGGAAACGAGGGAAAAACUGAAAAUCGUGCAUCGAAAACUGGUGGUUAGACACACUUAGACACUUGGACACAAUAAUUCGGGAAAAAACGGAUCUAAAACGGUCUUCUAAAAAGCAAUUCGAUACGGAAUAGUUUUAUUUUUUUAGGUAUAUGGAAUGUUUAGGAGGGAACUAGGUUUUACACCAAAUUCAGCUACAUUAAACACAUACACACACAAAUGCAAACACAUACACAUAGUUUGUUGAACAAAAAUAGAAAAAUCUACACGCACACACAUACAAACAAACACAAACUUAAGUGAAACAAUUUUACACAUUUAUAGGAAUAUACAUAUGUAUGUAUACAAGAAAGUGGAGCAAAUAAGGAAUGAUAGCAAACAACAACACAGCGAGAAAGAAAGAAAGAAAAAGAAAACAUUGCCCUAAUGAUGGAGAUAAUGUUGCGGGUCGCGAAGCAUGCUCUUCUUCUUCCAUCAUGACCCCAUCAUGCAUUUGCCAUUGAGCAGGCAUAGUUCCACAUCGAUGUUAGUUUCUUGUUUUUUUUUGUGUUGUUUGUAUCUAUGUUCCCGUAAGACGAACUACGUGUAGCUCAAAUUGUUGCUAAUAUUUUGGGAAAAAUUGGAAAUUAGAAUGUGGGACAAUACAAAUAUGCGAUGCCAAAUUUCGUUCGAAACGCGCGAACAUUUGCUUAGCGUUGAGCGUUAAGUGAAAGGAGUUACGGGGAAAUGGGAAAAUGUUUAAUAACAGUUGUAUUAUAGACGACAUUUGUGAAGUAAAAUGGGUAAACAACCAUCGAUCAGAAGGAAAGUAAGAAAGUAAAGGAAAUAGUAAAAAUUUGAAAGCAAGUGCAAGAAAGAGGGUUUAUUUGCAUGUAGAACAAUUGAACGAGGAAUAUUAUUAUUGACAGGGCAACACACACACAUUGACACACAUACAUACACACGCACACAGACACGCAGGUGUAACUAUGGUUUUGUAACAGGAGCGCCCUUAUCGCUAAUAAUUUAUUAUAAUACCACCUUACUAAGUCGUCCCAUUACUAACUCGUUCGUUAAACUUUGCGAGCUUACUGCCCGAGACGACUGAUAAGAGUACUGAUGACUUG